Messenger RNA from Labrus bergylta (ballan wrasse), 1373 nucleotides. The record is from RefSeq and is a predicted model, not a curated record. Lineage: Eukaryota; Metazoa; Chordata; Actinopteri; Labriformes; Labridae.
GAAAUGGGCAAAAAGACAAAAAAAAGACAAAAAUAGCAAGUGGGCAUUACGUAAGGGAGCAGUUCUCAGCUGCUCUCUUUUCUGUCACUUCUCCUCUUUUCAACAACAGUAAACAGAGUUAUGAGUGUUUCCUGUCAGGGACAUUUGAUACUUGAUAGUAAGGGGUUUUUUCCUGCCACAGGUGAGCUUUGGUUUCCUGAACAACCUCCUGCGUGUCAUCAAGGACAUGUUGGAGAUUAGUGAGGGUGGCGGGCCCACCCUGCUGGAGCUGCUGAGCAAGGCUUUCAGGGAGAGCGUUUGUCACUGCCUGCAGAAGUACUGCCUCAACUACUCCACGGCUCUGCUUUAUCUGGACAGCCUGAAGUCCCGGGAGGACUUUGGAUGCUACGUGAAGUGGUGUGAGAGGAACGAGCAGUGCCGGAGGCUGCAACUGCGUGACCUGCUGGUGGUGCCGCUGCAGAGGCUAACUCGAUAUCCGCUGCUGCUGCGGAAUAUUACAAAGAGAUGCCAGGCGGAGGACGAGACCAGAGGCCUGCAGGUUAUCGCGGAGCAAGUGGACACAUCUAUAUGUGAUUUAGAAGGAAAGGUGAAGUGGCUCGACAACUACCAGAAGGUGAAACAGCUGAGAGACGCCCUGGUGUGGCUUCCUGUGUGGGAGAGAGACAAGCCCUUCGUCCCUGAGAACCUGAAACAUCUGUUAAAGGCCGUCACUCUGGAGAAUCUCAUCUCUCACAGAAGUCUGCUGCACGACGGGAAACUGGUGCUCGUAGAGAACACGAAGCUGGUCGACGUUUACCUGUUCCUGUUCGAUGAAUUCCUGCUGAUCACAAAGAUAAAGAGGAACAAGAAGAGGUCCGUCGGUCCUGAGCAGAAUCCUCUGAGGCCGCCUCUGAACAUGGAGCUGGGCCAGCUGCUGAAGGAGGGGUCCACCUUCACAGUUCUGGACCAGCCCGUCUCCCUGGACCGACUUCAGCUGAAGAACAUCGAUCAGCUCAACGCAUCCACAUCAGGUCUGCCUCAUUCAUUCAUCAUCAUGCACCAGAACCGCUACCAGCAGUGUAUCGGCGUGUUCAUCCUGCAGGCUGCAUCAGAAGCUGCCAAGAGAGUGUGGAUGUCAAAGAUAGAGGGCGCUGUGACGGCGCUGCUGAAGCUGGACUCUGAGCAGCCGCGGGUCAAGAGCUCCUCCCUGUGGCUGGAGUCGUCACAGAUCUGAACCAUCAUCAACUCCUCUGCUGUCAACGUGCACUUCACUGUCUCCUGCCGCUCUGUAAAUAACAGUACCAGCACUAGAAUCCUUUUUUCAAACUAAAUGUUUUGCCUUUAAUGGCAGCUGCUGCAUUAGUGUAAAAUAAAUAUCUGAUUAUAUUUUCAAA